This is a messenger RNA of Oxyura jamaicensis (ruddy duck), 11970 nucleotides long. RefSeq names its product dedicator of cytokinesis 5 (gene DOCK5). The transcript is spliced from 52 exons. Gene Ontology annotation, cellular component: plasma membrane; cytoplasm. Gene Ontology annotation, biological process: small GTPase-mediated signal transduction; cell migration. The coding region runs from base 138 to 5771 and encodes 1877 amino acids. The record is from RefSeq and is a predicted model, not a curated record. Gene Ontology annotation, molecular function: guanyl-nucleotide exchange factor activity; small GTPase binding; GTPase activator activity. Lineage: Eukaryota; Metazoa; Chordata; Aves; Anseriformes; Anatidae.
CGCUCCUUGCCGCUCGGCGGCGGCCGGCACUCGGGCGGCUGCGGGCAGUUGUCCCGCAUGGCGGAGCGGCCCGGGCCGGGCGGCGGCGGCACAGGGACCGAGCCGGGCCGAGCCGAGCCGGGGGAAGCGCCGCCGGGAUGGCCCGCUGGAUCCCCACCAAGCGGGAGAAGUACGGUGUCGCAAUCUACAAUUACGAUGCUGCCCAAGAUGUGGAGCUCUCCUUGCAAGUUGGUGACACCGUUCACAUUCUGGAGAUGUAUGAAGGCUGGUACCGAGGAUACACACUCCGAAAUAAAUCUAAGAAGGGCAUUUUCCCAGAAACAUAUAUCCAUUUAAAGGAGGCAACCGUGAAGGACCGAGGGCAACAUGAAACGGUGAUUCCAGGUGAACUGCCCCUUGGGCAAGAGCUGACUUCCACCCUGAGGGAGUGGGCAGUUAUCUGGCACAAGCUGUAUGUGGAUAACAAGACAACACAGUUCCGUCAUGUCCAGCAAAUGACUUACAGUCUGAUAGAAUGGAGGUCACAGAUCCUGUCUGGGACUCUUCCCAAAGAUGAACUGGCUGAACUCAAGAAGAAAGUCACUGCUAAAAUUGACUACGGUAACAGGAUCCUAGGUUUGGACCUGGUUGUACGAGAUGACAAUGGGAACAUCUUGGACCCAGAUGAAACCAGCACGAUCUCUCUCUUCAAGGCCCAUGAAACCGCAUCCAAAAGGAUUGAUGAAAGAAUCCAGGAAGAGAAGUCCCUGCAACAGAAUUUGGACCUCCGAGGGCAGCCAAUAUUCAACACAACACACACCUAUAGCCUGUAUGUAAACUUCAAGAAUUUUGUCUGCAAUAUUGGAGAAGAUGCAGAGCUGUUAAUGAGCCUCUACGAUCCCGACCUCUCCAAAUUCAUCAGUGAAAAUUACCUGGUUCGUUGGGGGAGCAAUGGGAUGCCUAAAGAAAUUGAGAAGCUAAAUAACCUUCAAGCAGUCUUCACUGAUUUAAGCAGUUCUGACCUGAUCAGACCGAAAAUCAGCUUGGUAUGUCAGAUUGUGAGGGUGGGGCAUAUGGAGCUAAAAGAUGGGAAGAAACAUACGUGUGGACUUCGGAGACCGUUUGGUGUGGCAGUGAUGGACAUAACUGAUAUCAUACACGGAAAGGUGGAUGAUGAGGAAAAGCAACAUUUUAUUCCAUUUCAGCAGAUUGCCAUGGAAACAUACAUCAGACAGCGACAGCUAAUUAUGUCCCCACUGAUAACUUCCCAUGUGAUCGGAGAAAAUGAGCCCCUCACUUCUGUCUUCAACAAAGUCAUCGCUGCAAAGGAAGUGAAUCAUAAAGGGCAAGGUCUUUGGGUCUCCCUGAAGCUGCUUCCUGGCGAUCUAGCACAGGUUCAGAAGGAUUUUUCCCACCUUGUAGACAGAUCAACUGCUGUGGCUCGCAAAAUGGGAUUCCCUGAGAUAAUCCUGCCUGGUGAUGUUCGAAAUGAUAUCUAUGUCACCCUGGUGCAAGGAGAGUUUGACAAAGGCAAGAAGAAGACUCCCAAGAAUGUAGAAGUCACCAUGUCUGUACAUGAUGAAGAUGGCAAUCUCCAAGAGAAAGCUAUCCAUCCUGGUGCUGGUUAUGAAGGUGUCUCUGAGUAUAAGUCUGUUGUUUAUUAUCAAGUCAAGCAACCUUGCUGGUAUGAAACUGUAAAGGUGGCCAUUGCAAUAGAGGAAGUCAGUCGUUGCCAUUUAAGAUUCACUUUUCGUCAUCGGUCGUCACAGGAAUCUAGGGAUAAGUCUGAGAGAGCAUUUGGUAUGGGCUUUGUGAAGCUGAUGAAUGCGGAUGGAACAACACUCCAGGAUGGCAAACACAACUUGAUUGUUUAUAAGGGUGAUAACAAGAAAAUGGAAGAUGCUAAAUGCUAUUUAACCCUUCCUUGUACAAAAAUGGAGAUGGAGGAGAAGGAGGCCCCUUCAGGGAAAAAUCUGCACCACCUAGCCAACUUCACACCCACUAAAGAUAGUACAAAAGACAGCUUCCAGAUUGCCACUUUGAUCUGCUCCACCAAGCUCACCCAGAAUGUUGACCUGCUGGGUUUGUUGAACUGGCGUUCCAACUCUCAGAACAUAGCCCACAACCUAAGGAAGCUCAUGGAGGUGGAAGGAGGAGAAAUUGUAAAGUUUUUGCAAGACACCCUUGAUGCCCUUUUCAACAUAAUGAUGGAAAUGUCAGAAAAUGAAACCUACGACUUCCUUGUGUUUGAUGCACUGGUAUUUAUUAUUUCUUUAAUCGGAGACAUCAAGUUCCAGCAUUUCAACCCUGUACUUGAAACUUACAUUUACAAGCACUUCAGUGCAACCCUGGCAUACGUGAAACUCACGAAAGUACUGAACUGCUAUGUGGGAAAUGCCGAUGACUCCAGCAAGACAGAAUUGCUGUUUGCUGCUCUGAAGGCCUUGAAGUACCUUUUCCGGUUCAUCGUUCAGUCGCGAAUAUUGUACCUGAGGUUUUAUGGGAAAAGUGAAGAAGGGGAUGAAUUUAAUGAUGCAAUACGCAAGCUGUUCCUCUCCUUCAACGUCCUCAUGGACCGUCCUUUAGAGGAGGCUGUCAAAAUUAAGGGUGCAGCUUUAAAGUAUUUGCCAAGCAUCAUAAAUGAUGUCAAACUAGUAUUUGAUCCUGUUGAGCUCAGUGUCCUCUUCAGCAAGUUUAUCCAAAGUAUUCCUGACAACCAGUUAGUUCGACAGAAGCUAAACUGCAUGACCAAGAUAGUCGAGAGUGAUCUGUUUAAACAGUCGGAAUGCAGAGAUGCUCUCCUGCCUCUACUGAUAGACCAGCUAAGUGGCCAGCUGGAUGACAAUUCAAACAAGCCUGACCAUGAGGCCUGCUCACAGCUCCUUAGCAGUGUUCUGGAAGUUCUGGAUCGGAAAGAUGUGGGGCCUACUGCUGUCCACAUCCAGCUGAUCAUGGAACGUCUGCUACGGAGAAUAAACCGCACAGUGAUUGGAAUGAGCAGGCAGUCUCCACACAUUGGUAUUUUUGUGGCCUGCAUGACAGCUAUCCUGAGGCAGAUGGAUGAUUUCCAUUACAACCAUUACAUCAAUACUUUCAAAACCAGGCAGGACAUUAUUGAUUUCUUGAUGGAAACAUUCAUAAUGUUUAAAGAUCUGAUUGGAAAAAAUGUUUAUGCAGCUGACUGGAUGGUCAUGAAUAUGAUGCAGAGCAGGGUUUUCCUCCGGGCAGUGAACCAAUUUACUUCUGUACUCAACCGUUUCUUUCUGGAUCAAGCAAAUUUUGAACUCCAGCUCUGGAAUAACUAUUUCCAUUUGGCAGUGGCCUUUCUCACUCAUGAAUCCCUCCAGCUGGAGACCUUCUCGCAAGCCAAGCGCAACAAAAUUAUCAAGAAGUAUGGGGACAUGAGGAAAGAAAUUGGCUUCAAAAUAAGGGAUAUGUGGUAUAAUUUGGGUCCCCACAAAAUAAAAUUUAUUCCAGCAAUGGUAGGGCCAAUCCUGGAGGUAACGCUGGUCCCAGAGCCUGAGCUACGGAAAGCCACCAUUCCCAUCUUCUUUGAUAUGAUGCAGUGCGAGUUUAACUUCAGUGGGAACAGAAACUUCCACAUGUUUGAAAAUGAGUUGAUAACCAAGCUGGACCAGGAAGUCGAGGGUGGCCGAGGGGACGAACAGUACAAGAUUUUGCUGGAGAAACUCCUCCUGGAACACUGUCGGAAGCAUAAAUAUCUGUCUGCUUCUGGAGAAGUGUUUGCUUUGCUGGUCAGCAGCUUGCUAGAGAACCUGCUGGACUACAGAACAAUCAUGCAUGAUGAAAGCAAGGAGAACCGCAUGAGCUGCACUGUCAACGUGCUGAAUUUUUAUAAGGAGAAGAAACGAGAGGACAUUUAUAUCAGAUAUCUGUAUAAACUCCGGGACCUGCACACAGACUGUGAGAACUUCACAGAGGCAGCAUACACUCUCCUCCUCCAUGCAGAGCUGCUCCAGUGGUCUGAGAAGCCGUGCGUGCCUCAUCUGCUGCAGAGGGACAGCUACUACGUCUACUCACAACAGGAACUCAAGGAAAAGCUCUACCAAGAAAUUAUCUCCUUCUUCGACAGGGGCAAAAUGUGGGAAAAAGCCAUUCAGCUAAGCAAAGAGUUGGCUGACAUGUAUGAAAACAAGGUCUUUGAUUAUGAGGGACUUGGUAAUCUCCUGAAAAAACGAGCUACUUUUUAUGAAAAUAUCAUGAAGGCAAUGAGACCUCAACCAGAGUACUUUGCUGUGGGAUACUAUGGUCAGGGUUUCCCCUCUUUCCUCCGGAACAAAAUUUUUAUCUACCGUGGCAAGGAGUAUGAACGAAGGGAAGACUUCAACCUGAAGCUACUGACCCAGUUCCCUAGUGCUGAGAAGAUGACCAGCACUGCCCCUCCAGGAGAGGAGAUCAAGUCUUCUCCUAAACAGUAUGUGCAGUGCUUUAUAGUGAAGCCUGUGAUGAACCUGCCACCUAAUUAUAAAGACAAACCUGUUCCUGAACAGAUCUUAAACUACUACAGAGCAAACGAGGUACAGCAGUUCACACACUCCCGACCAUUCAGGAAAGGAGAAAAAGAUCCAGAGAAUGAAUUUGCUACUAUGUGGAUAGAAAGGACAACCUACACAACAGCAUACUCAUUUCCAGGCAUCCUCAAGUGGUUUGAAGUCAAGCAGAUUACAACGGAGGAGAUCAGCCCCUUGGAGAAUGCCAUAGAAACGAUGGAGCUAACCAACGAGAAAAUCAGCAACAUUGUCCAGCAGCACGUCUGGGACCGGAGUCUUCCAGUACAUCCUCUGUCUAUGCUCCUGAAUGGGAUCGUGGACCCAGCAGUCAUGGGGGGAUAUACCAACUACGAAAAGGCCUUUUUCACGGAGAAGUAUCUUCAAGAGCAUCCUGAAGAUCAAGAUAAAAUUGAGCUGCUUAAGCAAUUAAUUGCUCUACAGAUGCCAUUGUUGGCAGAGGGGAUCAGGAUCCACGGUGAGAAGCUGACAGAACAGCUGAAGCCUCUACACGACAGACUGACAGCCUGUUUCAAAGAGCUGAAGAAGAAAGUGGAGAAGCAGUAUGGUGUGAUAACUUUGCCUCCCUCGCUCACCGAGAGGAAACCGAGCAGGUCAGGCUCUGUCGUGUUGCCCUAUAUCAUGUCUUCCACGCUGAGACGCCUUUCUGUCACAUCCGUGGCCUCUUCUGUGAUCUCUACAUCUUCCACGUCGUCGGAUAGCACUUCUUCCAGGCCAGGUUCAGACGGAUCUAUUCUGGAGCCUCUCUUGGAGAGAAGAAUAUCAACGGCCUCCAGAGCUGAGGAUCUGCCCAUCAAAGAAGAUGGUGAUAACAGGAUUUGCAAACUCAAGCGGAAGGAGUGGAGUAUUAGCAAGUCUCAGGUUAUUGUGGAGAAGGAGCCAGAAAUGGAACUGACUUUAAAAAUGAGCUUGUCUGGAAAAGCACAAAGGCCAAAGAGUCUUCAAUUAGGAGACAACAAACUAACUUUGCUACAGAGUUCUUCACUCCAGCAGUCGUCGCCUCUCAGCCCACCACCCAUCACUCCCAAAACGCCAAGAACCCACAGUUUUCCCUCAUUGCAAGCUGAUGGAUUGUCAACUGCUAGCUUGCAGGGUACCCCGCCUCCACCUCCGCCUAAAAACAAACCCUACGAGAAUAGCAACCCGAGGAAUUCUGUGGAGGCUGCUCCACCACUACCUAACAGACGUGAAGCCAAACCUCCCCCUCCACCUCCAAAAACCAGAAAAUCCAGCGUUGUCUCUUCAGAGCAAGGAUUGCAGUGAGGAUUGUUACUUGCUUGGCUCACAGCAAGUGCCUAGAGUGAAAUGGCUGCUUUCUUUUCACCGACAUGCUGGGCCUUUCUGACCCUAAAGACCUACUGAUCUCACUUGCCAUUCCAUUCAUGUCCCUUGGAGUUCUUCCUUGGAAAUACCAAAAGGAACUUAGUUGUAACUAUUCCUAACCUCUGGUUUACCUUUCCAAUCAUGAGACACUAAUCACAUGUGGGAAGAAGUCAGCCUACUGGAACUCCUGUUUGUCUUAGUCUUGUCUGUCCUGAACUCAGUCACUGAUGCAAUUUCAGCAGCUCAUUCCUAGCAUAAAGCUGUCACUGUAGUGAUUUGCACCAGUGCUUGAACCAAGGUAAGCCACACCAGUAUGAGAUACAUUCUACAGUAUUUCCACAUAGGUUCGUUACAGCUUUGUGGCUGUCCUAGUGCACAGAUCCUUCCUUUUGCCCCUGUAGCAUAGCCAAGCCCUGCUUUGCAUGAAGUGAGAUGAUCACAGCCAUGCCUAAGCUGUGAAAUGUCUGCUCCUGAGAUGUCAGGUGCUGGCAUAUGAUAUGUAGUCUCCUAAGAUUCUUGAUUGCAGGCAGAGACCUGAGCAUUGUUAGCAGAAAAAGAAACCUAUUUUCUGCUAGUCGUCAUAGGUAUUUAAGAUGAAGUGCAGACAUUCUGCCUUAUGCCACCUCUGCUCAAGUAGUGGCAAUUGCUCACUCCCAGUGGAGAGUUUAGGUUCACCAGUCCUUUGUCAUAGUUUCACUGUUGAUUCUGGUUUUGACACUACAGAGCAGUCGAUAUUCCUUCUUUUGUGAUGUUACUACUUUGUUUUGCAUCUGGGACUUGGUACAAUAUCUCAUCUAUGUGCUUUUUUAAUAGGGUGUAAAAAGUUAUUUUUCUCCUGUGAAUGUCUUAGAGCGGGUAGAAGUUCCAUCAAACCAGUACUGUGUUGAGAGCAGCAACCUGGAGAGGAUGGAGCGGGUAAAACUGGUCACCCGGACCUCAGAAACAAAGUUUGAUAGUUAAUGUAACCUUUACUUUGGCUGGCCAAUUCCACGUAAAUAAUUCUCAUCUCCCCCCCGGGUUGUGGCAGUACUUGCACUUUGUUUUGUAGCCUCCCUUGAUCUAAGUUGCUAACAGCCACUGGGCUUUAAGGAACCGUUUAGAUCUGGGAUGCAUGUGGAAGACUUGACACUUACCCACCAAGUUUCCUGUUGCUUGGAUUACUCCAGCUCUGCAGCUUCUCUUUCCUUGGAGAGCAGGAUAAUAAUAUUAUUUAUAAGUAUUUUGUUAAUCUGUUUAGUUUUUUUUUUUUCUUCUAGCUAUUUAUUCCCUGUUGUCUCAGAAUGUUAGCAUCAGUCUUUCUGUUUUAUUUAUUCUAGAGAAAAAAAUGACAUGAUCUUGGGGUUUAAUGUUUUUAAAUUCAUGCGACCCAUGCAGAAAAAGGCUGUUGGACACAGUUAAAUACCACAUCCUCACAGUUACAUGGUGACCAAUCAUAGAACACAAAUACUGUUAUUUAUGGACCAGAUGGGCCUUAGACUCAAUCACCAUUCCUCUGUGCCUGAGCUGCCACCAGAAGAUUGCUGUUUAAAAUAAUAAUAAUAAUACUCCAUAGUAUUAGUGUUGGCAGUUGCAUUUUGCACCUUGUAGGGCUGCUGGUCUCUGAGCUUGGGCAACCUUAGAUCCGCUCCUCCCCUGGGGUGGGGAACUUGCUCAGCUGCGUCAGCUUCCAGGGAGUUUGUACAACACUUAGGCCAGAAGUGCUUUGUGGAGGUGGACCUUCCUAAACACCCUGUUCCAGAAGUAAUGCAUUGUGGAGAACUUCCCUGUUUUCUCUUCAAGCUACAUGUCCUAACUUCCAUGUAUGUCCCCCAGAGUUGCUACCAGCAGCUGCAAAGUCCGUCAGGUUUGGUUUUUUCUUGCUUUGUAAGAAUUGUUCUCUUCCGUCACAUUCAGACAGGAUAUUUUGCCUCUGUGGGUGGCCUAUUUAUAAACGUAGCUUCCAUAGUGGCUGUUAUUUUCACUGAUGUUUUCUAGGGAAGGGAAAAAAUCGCUCAUUGUUAUUGUUCCCUUUUACUGUGAAUCUCAGGAAACACGGGAGUUUGCCUGCAAAGUUUAGAUCCAAACUGUUUCAUUAGCUAGAAGUUUCUUAGAGCUCAUCAUAAAGAGGGACCAGCUGAAGUUUGUUUGAACUUAGAUAAAAUAUAGAUAGUCGGUUGCCACUUGUGGCCUAUUCCUUUAUCAUCAUGUUGAUGAAGAUUCUUCUGUGUGCUCUUUCUUCCAGGAAAUGAUUUUGCUCAGCUCUAACUGUCAUUUAGCUUCUGAUUGUCUGGCAAAAUUCGUGGAGAGGUGUUAAAAGCCCUGCUGAGGAUGUUGCUCACAACAGUAAAUAGACCGUUGUUUGGUUUGGGUUUCUUUUUGCAGGCCACCAUUCUGCUCACGUGACUUAGUGAGUUUCAUCACGUUAGUGAAAGCUUAUUUGAGAAAGGCUUUAAUUAGACCUAAAGUCUUUUUCAGAGGAAAACAAAAUCUUGCUCUUAAAAGUUCCUUUGGCUUCUGUGUUAACUCCAGUUAAAGAAACCUGCAGAAGCUGCAUUUAUUUUGCUGCCUGUCAACUUAUUUAUUCAUUUUUUUUGCAGCCUGCUUUUAUUUUGCCGGCUCUCUAGGCAGAUUGCAUUCAUUAAAGGGUCAUAUCAGAUUCACAUCACAGAGCAGGAUGGAGACAUUUUGGAAGCGGCACUGCAGUCACAGUCGUGCUCGCUGUAGCUCACAUGCCAUUGUCUUUGGGGUUGUCACCUUCUCUUGGGAAAUCUUUGAAACCUUUCCGGACAACUUGGCUGUGUUUCACCGCCUCUCUGGUGCAUUGUAGGACUUGUCCAAGAACGUAAUGUGGAGCUGACAUAGACACUGCUUGACUUGAAAACCACUGGGUUUUCUCGUCUUUGGCUUUUUUUGUCCACUUCUUCCCCUUCAUGUAGCUACUGUCUUCCUUCUGCUGCUGUCUCACACGUAAACUGAAGGAUCCUCUGGAACUCUUUACUUGAAGAACUUUUUUGUCUUCAGAGAGAACUUUGCUUAAGGCAGAGCAGUAAGAUGUGGUGUGAAUUGUAGAAACCUGAAGCUCUCCACCAGCUUGGCCACGUAUCCAUCCACAUGUACAUUAACACCACCUAUUGUUAAUUCUGUGCCUUGCCUCAUCCUGCAUCUGCCUGUUGCCUCAUUCCUAGGUGCUUUCUUUUCCUUUUCAGGGGGGGUUUGCUUUUAACUCCUUGGGUAAGUCAGCAGAAACAAGAGCCUGCAGGAAUCUCAGCUAAUGGUUUGGCUGUAGUGGGACAACAGAAUAAAUGGGAGGUUUGGGUAUUUUAAUUCCAAGUGACUUCUGAGUCUUGCUUCCCUGCCUUUCUGAUCUGCUUUACUGACUUGCAGAUGCACCUUGUGCAUUCACCAGGAUUUUUUCGUGGAGGAUGGAACUGGUCUGUGCAAAAAGACCUUUUCCCCCUUGGAUCAUGCCUCUGCCAGUCAUUGGGAACACAGUCCUGUCUUUCAUGUGUGCUACUCCUAGGUGCUGGUAGCUGAGCUCGCCCUAAAUACCCAAGGCAGCUGCCUCACUCGGGAGGUUCCUUGAUGUUUUUUUGGUCUGCUGUCUGCACAGUUGAGGCCUUUCUUCUUGCCGCCCCUGUUGCCUGGCCGGUUGGAGAUGGUUGUAGCUGAGACAUCACCGUUACUGCAAGGAAAGGAACAGCUGAUGCCUAAAGACAACAGGGCAAGGAGAUCUCCAUUCCCAAAACGUUUGGGGCAUUUUCAUUGGCAGAUUUUCUAUGCCAAGGGUUUAAAGUUGAACACUUUUUUUUUUUUGUAGCAUUAUUUUUGUUCUAAGAACCUGUUUGAAGUGCUGUAAACUCUUCCCUCUUCUUCUUGCCUUUGGGCAACCUAACUCACAGGUAGGAGUUCAGUUUUUUUUAAGUAUUACUGACUGUGAGGUUUGAAGAGUUGCGUUCUUAGCUGAUACAAGUCAGCAGCAUUUCCUUAGAGGUACAAGAUGGAAUUUCUGUACUGUGCCCAAGUGAUUUAGGGCUUCACGCCAAUUUUGGAAAAAAAUAUCAUCUUCAAGUGUCAGAUUUUUAAAAGCAAUUGGGCUUUUAAGUGUGUGAAGAAAGCAUGGGGCCUGACUGACUUUAAUUAAGUAGAAUUUAGUGCCCACGCUCAUGUGAGAAACCCCACUAGACCUCUGAUUUUAUUUUAUUUUUUGACUUAAGUUCUGAGAUCUAAUUUUCAGAGACAAUUUAAGGUCUCACUGCUUCCUUUUCAUCUUUCCACGUUUCUUAGAUGACUCUGUAAAUGUCAUCCAAUGUCUUUUAACCUGUAGGACUGAAAAUGGGAGUAGGGGAACAAUCCAUGAUGGUGUCUUCUCUGCAUGCCAGAACUGAAAGCAAGCAGCAGCAUUUCUACUGAGUUCGUAGUUCUGAAUAAAACAAAUCUCAAAGUUAAAUAUCCAGUCUGCAGAGAAGACAAAAUCUUAAUCCCAUUUCAUGGCCAUGCUGUUCAAAGCUAGUGUUAAAUUUCAAGUCUUAGAGGAUUUUUUUUUUUUCUCUUUGGAGAAAUAUGCUCAACACUUGUUUUCUGGAGCUUUUAAUUAAAAUUUGUCAUGCUGUGAUAAAGUCCUUUAAAAAUGUUACAGGCUCUAAUCCAUAUCAGGGGAAGAGAGAAACAGACAGCUUUCCAUUUCAGUGGAUUAGUGGAUUAGGAAAGGACACCGAUUCCAGUGAGGACAGCUCUGUGAUCUGCAGUGGCAGAACUACCGCGAUGUGUAUGUAGCAGUUGUUGAGAACCUUCACACUGUGCAGCCCGGCGUACGUUCCACGAUGAACAGUGAGUUAGACUUGUAGUAAUAAUGGCUCAGAUUUUCUCUCCUUAUUUAUUUUUAUAAUUGUAAAUGGAAAUAAUAAGUUUAAGAUGUCUGUAGCUUAACUGUAAUCUUUUUUUUUUUUAACGUAAAAACAUUCCUGACCGUUACUGCUACCCCUUUUUCAAUUUGUUAAUUAAAAAUCUAUCUUAUAUUCACUGUUGCAGACUGUUAUGUAGUGGAGCAGGGUGAGCUUUUCGAAGACUAUAUCAGAAAGAAAAAAUACACAAAUAAAUGUGAUUCAUUUAUUGCAUGGUAGGAGGUAGGCUUUUCAAAAGCACAUGAGGUUCACUUAAUUCUGCUCCUAUUAACGUUCUUCCUAAUCUUCAGAGUAUAUCACAGCGUAUAUUUAAGUGAUUAUGAUGUAAAAAGAUCCCAGUUGGAGCAGAGCUAAGUUCCUAGUGUGUGCUCUGCCCCCAGUAGAUAAAUAAAAUCAGGUCAUGUUAAUGUCUGUGCCUGUCCAGCACAGUCCCCGAGGGGUACAGUGUGAAAAUCAGGUGUGGAAAGCACCUUUAGGGCAUUGUGCGUGCACCAUGGCAAGUACACAAAGGAGUCAUGGCUGUUGGGAGAUGGAGGAGCUUAACAAAAGUGAACAACAUCUGUUUGUGCAGCCUUGGUCUGAGCUGGUUUGAGGCUGUCACUGAAUUCAUGGGACAUGCCUGACUGCACGCGUUGGACCUGCGUUUCGGGAAGAACAGUCUGCAGUUUUUGUGUGCGUGCACGGAGGUGCAAGUCCUCAGCAGCUCUGAAAUUCAGCCCCAGCAUGCCUGGUGUUCAUUGAUGUAGUCGAUCACUGUUGGUAUUACAAGGGUUUAAUGACAUGAUAAACUGCGAGACAUGUUUGUUUGGAAUUCAGGAGAAUGUGGAUGUUGUGUAACGUGUUUUUGUGAGUGCUUUGAGAUGCUGGGUGUGAUGGUUUAGUUACAAAACCCACCUCUACAGACUGCAAAUACUUUUUUUUCCUGCUCUUUAAUCCUCUGCAGUUGAAUCAGCAAAAAAAAUACAGCUUUUAAAGUGGCUCUGGAGAAAGUAGGAGCCAAGCUUUGGAAAUGGAGUCUGCAUCUCUUUGGGUAAAUGGCGCGUGAUUCACAAAGUCUGUAAAGCAAGGUGUAUAAAUUCUUGUGUUUUUUUUUAAAUGUAUUAACUAUUGUAAAGUUUGUAAAUACCUUUUUAAUAUAAAUGUAGUUUUUAUGAGUGAACCAGUAAAAAAAAAAAACAAACAUAAAAGUCUUUCAUGUGUGGCCUACUGACGUAUGAGAGGAUUUGCCUUCCAACAGUAAAUUUACUCUUAAUUUUUAA